AUGGGGGGCAACCAGUCAUGGAUCACAGAGCUCAUCCUCUUGGGAUUCCAGCUCAGUGCAGAGAUGGAGGUGCUCCUCUUCUGGGUCUUCUCCCUGUUGUACGUCUUCAGCCUGAUGGCAAAUGGCAUGAUCUUGGGACUCAUCUACCUGGACCCCAGACUGCACACCCCCAUGUACUUCUUCCUUUCACACCUGGCCAUAAUUGACAUUUCCUAUGCUUCCAGCAAUUUGCUCAACAUGCUUGACAACCUAGUGAAACACAAAAAAAACAUCUCUUUUGUCUCAUGCAUUAUACAAAUGGCUUUGUUUUUGACUUUUGCUGCUGCAGAAUGCAUGAUUUUAGUGGUGAUGUCCUAUGACAGGUUUGUAGCAAUCUGCCAUCCUCUUCAGUACACUGUCAUCAUGAGCUGGAGAGUGUGCACGGUCCUGGCUGUCACUUCCUGGGCAUGUGGAUUUUUCUUGGCCCUAAUAAAUCUAAUUCUCCUUCUAAGGCUGCCCUUCUGUGGACCUCAGGAAGUGAACCACAUCUUCUGUGAAAUCCUAUCUGUCCUCAAACUGGCUUGUGCUGACACCUGGAUCAAUGAAAUUUUUGUCUUUGCUGGUGGUGUGUUUGUCUUAGUUGGGCCCCUAUCCUUGGUGCUAAUCUCCUACAUGUGCAUCCUCUGGGCCAUCCUAAAGAUCCAGUCAAAGGAGGGCCGCAAGAAAGCCUUUUCCACCUGCUCCUCCCAUCUCUGUGUGGUUGGGCUCUACUUUGGUAUAGCCAUGAUGAUUUAUUUGGUCCCAGACAAGAGUCAGCAACAGGAGCAGCAGAAAAUCCUAACCCUGUUUUACAGCCUUUUCAACCCAUUGCUGAACCCGCUCAUCUACAGUCUGAGGAACAAUCAGGUGAAGGGCGCCUUCUACAGAGCACUGCGGAAGAUGAGGAUUAUAUGA
Messenger RNA from Galeopterus variegatus (Sunda flying lemur), 933 nucleotides. Its product is annotated as olfactory receptor 2A2-like. NCBI's taxonomy places the organism in Eukaryota, Metazoa, Chordata, Mammalia, Dermoptera, Cynocephalidae. The record is from RefSeq and is a predicted model, not a curated record. Gene Ontology annotation, biological process: G protein-coupled receptor signaling pathway. Gene Ontology annotation, cellular component: membrane. The transcript has a single exon. Bases 1 to 933 code for a protein of 310 amino acids. Gene Ontology annotation, molecular function: G protein-coupled receptor activity; olfactory receptor activity.